Messenger RNA from Eimeria tenella, 5787 nucleotides. RefSeq lists its product as uncharacterized. Gene Ontology annotation, cellular component: nucleus. Gene Ontology annotation, molecular function: ubiquitin protein ligase activity. The transcript has 8 exons. Lineage: Eukaryota; Apicomplexa; Conoidasida; Eucoccidiorida; Eimeriidae. The coding region runs from base 1 to 5787 and encodes 1928 amino acids. The record is from RefSeq and is a predicted model, not a curated record. Gene Ontology annotation, biological process: protein ubiquitination; mRNA processing; ubiquitin-dependent protein catabolic process.
AUGGCGAGCAGCCGCAGGCGCCGCGGGGGGGAAGAUGGCCGUUCAAAGAAGAAAGCCAAAAGGCACAGAACUCCUCCCCCAGGGGGCCCCCCGGGGGGCCCCUCCAGCACCUCAUUGGGGGCCCCGCCAAAGGGUUCUGCAUCUGGGGGCUCUCCGGGGGCCCCUGGGGGCCCCCAGGGGAAGGGCGGGUCAGGGGCCCCCGCUCCCGGGGCCCCCGGGGGCCCCCCCUCGGCGGCCCCCCGGGGGGCCCCCGAAGCCAGAAGGGCCCCCAGGGGCCCCUCCGUCUCCUCUAGAAGCUCAGGGUCUCGCUCAGUGAGCCCUCAGCCUCAAGAAAGGGCCUCGGAGAGUGAUGCCUUUUGGGCCAAACAAGCUUCUGCGUGGGUCAGCAGCAAAACUUCAGAACAGGGCCCCACAGCCCUCAUGGCCCUCAUAGCCACCCAAGCAGCAGUGCAGAUGGCAGCAACAGCGGACAGCAGCAGGCCGGGGGGCCCUCAGGGGCCCCGGGGGCCCCUCCACCCUCCCGGGGGGCCCCUGGGGGCCCCCCCGCAGUACCCGGGCGGCCCCAAGGGGGGGCCCCCCCACCCCUACCAGGGGCCCCUCCCCAUGCACUCCCCCAUGGGCGUGCCCCCUCCCCCCAUGGGGCCCCCCAUGGGGCCGGGGCCCCUCGGGGGGCCCCCCAUGGGGGCCCCCGGCAUGGGGGGCCCCGGCAUGGGUGCCCCCGGCAUGGGGGUCCCCGGCAUGGGGCCCCCGCCACCCCCGGGGAGCUUCCAGGGGGGCCCCCCUUCCUUCUUGGCGGGGAUCUCUUCGGGGUUCUUGCCAAAUGCUGCUGCUGCUCCUGCUGCUGGAGGUGCAGCAGCAGCAGCAGCAGCAACAGAUGGAGCCAAUGCGCACACAGGAACAGCAUCGGCAGCAGCAGCAGCAGCAGCAGCAGCAACAGUCAGCGGCGACUCUGGGGGCCCCCGGGGCCCCAAAGCUAUACCCCAGUGGCUCCGAGAUGUUGUUAAAGAAGCAAAUACAAAGAAGGCAAAUAAAGAGGGGAAAGAAGGAGACGAAAAGGAAGAAGGUGGCCAACUGCUAACUCCCUCUUCCCACGGGGCCAAUUCCCCUCGCGAGGCUUCUCCAGGGGCAGUAGUGGGUACUCCUGAGGGGGCCCCCCAGGGGGCCCCCGGGGGGGCCCCUCCUGUAGGGGGCGCCCCAGGGGCCCCCCAAGGGGCCCCCGCGGGCCCCCUGGGAAAGCCCCCGGGGGGGGCCCCCGGGGGGCCCCCGGGGGGCCCCCAGGGGUCCCCUUUGCCCCCUUUGGUGGAGCAAAUAAAAGAAGUUGUGACAGAAAUUUUGACAACAGUGACAGAUGAGAUAUUUAGAGAAGCAGCAAGAGAAGCAAUUAGCAAUUAUAGAAGAAAGCAAAGAAUGGCAGGAAGAACCACAAUUGGCUUGAAGCUGCAGGGCUCGCAGGACCAGCAGCAGCAGCAGCAGCAGCAGCAGCAGCAGCAGCAGCAGCAGCCGCAGGGUCUUGGGGAAGCCAGGAGGGAAGACCAGGAAAAAAUGAAAGGAGUUCUCAACUGCGAAACUUUGACAGUGGGGGCUUAUCGCUGCCCGCCCACAGCGACGCCUCCGCCUGCGGGUCUUUUCAGCGUAACCAUUUUCGAAGAUGGACAAGAGUUUGCUCGCGUGCCUUUCACAGGGACACAUUUGCUGUUUGGCAGCAGCAACAAACUCGCUAACAUCAUAGACAACCACAAUAGCGUGGCGGGGCAGCAGUGCGCAGUUUACUUUUCCACGCGGCAGCUGCAUCAGCAAGGAGGAUGUUUCUUUUUGGUUCCCCUGGGGGGCUCAACUCGUUUGCUGCUGAACAAAAGUGUGCCAUUUUUGCCGGAGUCGGUGAAGGCUGCUGCUGCUGCUGCUGCAGCAGCAGAGGCCAGCAGCAACAGCAGCAGCAGCAAACGCCGCAAAAGAAGCCGCCGCAGCACUGCUGCUUUUGCUGCUAAACAUAAAGACGAAUGGGCCCGCUGGGCCCCGCAGCAGCAAGAAGGAACCUUGCUGAAGCCUGGAGAUGAAAGGCUGGCUUUGAAUGAACAAAGAAGCUGCUUCAUCAUGGGAGAUUCUCGGAGAGUUUACUUUUUGGAUUUAAAAGACAUGAAUAAAAGGCUGCUGCAAAAUGCAGAAGGAGAAGCAAAAGAAGAUAAAAAGAAACACAAAAAACAUAGAAAAAAGCGCAGACACAGCCGCCACCACCGCCGCAGCAGGAGAAGCAGCAGCAGGGCCAACAGCAGGCGCAGCAGCAGAGCCAGCAGCAGACGCAGCAGCAGAGCCAGCAGCAGACGCAGCAGCAGAGCCAGCAGCAGACGCGGCUCGCCAGCAGCAAGCCCCCGCAGAAGCAUGAGCGUGGACCACCCAGAAGCAGCGGAGCCAGCAGCAGCAGCAGCAGCAGCAGAUGAGGCUAGCCGCAGCCCCUCGGCGUCCAGGCUGUCUAGGGCGAGCAGCAGACGCAGCAGCAGACGCAGCAGCAGACACAGCAGCAGACGCAGCAGCAGAGCCGGCAGCAGGAGCGAGGCUCACAGCGCCAGCCCUGCUGCUGCACCUUCUCGUGGCAGCAGCCCGAGCCAUCGCAGCCGCAGCAGCAGCCGCAGCAGAGGAAGAGACAGUGCCGCAGCAGCAGCAAGUGCCAAGGGCAGCCCCGCUGCAGCAAGCCGCAGCAACAGCCCCAGCUCAAUCAGCAGGAAGAGCCGCAGCAGCAGCAGCAACGGCAGCAGAAACGGCCGCCGCUCUGUAUCUGCCAUCAGCAGCAACGGCUGCCGCAGCAGGAGCCGCAGCAGCAGCGGGAGGAGCAGCAGCAGCAGGAAUGCAGCAGCAGAAAGCAACCCAGCAAGCCGCGCCUCCAGCAGAGCCAGCAGAGUCAGCAGUAAAGCUCUAAGUGUUGCUGCCAGCAAGGCUAGCAGCAGCACCAGCAGAGGCAGCAGCAGUAGAGGCAGCAGCAAAAGCCGAGAUGCUGCAGCAGCAAAGAGCCCGGCCAGCGGCGCCUCCAGCAGGGCCAGCAGCAACGCGCCCAGUGCUGCCGCUGCCAGCAGGGCCAGCCGCAGCAGCAGCAAAGGCAGCAGCAGACGCAGCAGGAGCCGCAGCCGCAGCAGCAGCAGACACUCAAGCAACAGAGAAGCCCCCAGCAGGAGCCCCAGCCGCAGCAGCAAGCACAGCGCGAGCCGCAGCCCGAGUGCAGCAGCAGCAGAAGCAGCAGCAACAAGCAGGAGCCCCAGCGGCAGCCGCAGCAGCAGCAGGGAGAGUGCUGCUGCCAGCAAACGGAGCCACGGCAGCAGGAGCCCCAGCGGGAGCGCUGGCCGCCGCAGCCGCAGUAGCAGACGCAGCAGCAGCAGCAGCAAACGCAGCAGCAGCAGCAGAAGCCGCAGCGGCAGCCCGCAGGCCAGUGCGAAGGGCAGCAGCAAGAGCCGCAGCAGCAGCCCAAAUGCCAGCGCAAAGGGCAGCAGCAGAAGCAGGAGCCCCAGCAGCAGAAGCGAAAGGAGUGAGGGCGGCAGCAGCAGGAGGAGCCGCAGCAGCAGCAAGAGGAGUAGCAGCAGCAAAAGCCGCGGCAGCAGCAGCAAAAAGAGCCCCAGCAACGCCAGCAAACGCAGCCGCAGCAGCAACAGCAGCAAACGCUCCAACAGCCCCAUGGCCACAGACCAGCCGGAUGGCAGCAGAAGCCCUGGCGGCGACAAGAGCCGCAGCAGCAGCCCCAGCAGCAUCAGCAGCAGGAGAGGCCGCAGCCGCAGCAGGAGCGGCAGCGGCAGCAAGAGGAGCCCCGGCGGCAGCGGGAGCGGCAGCAAAAGGUCCACAAGCAACAGCAGCAGCGAACGCAGCAGCGGCAGCAGAAGCCGCAGCGGCAGCAACGGCGCUGAAGGCAGCAGGCAGCACAGCCCCAGCGCUGCCCGCAGCAACAGCGGCAGCAGCAAGAGAAGCAGCAGCAGCAAAAGCCGCAACAGCAGCAAGAGUCGCAGCAGCAGCAAGGAGAGCGCUGCUGGCAGCAACAGAAGCCCCGGCGGCAGCCGCAGCAGAAGCAACAGCAAGAGCCCGGACCCCAAAGACAGCAGCAGCCGCAGCAACAGCAGAAGCCGCAGCCGCGGCCGCAGCAGGAGCCGCAGCGGCAGCGGCAGCAGAAGCCGCAGCGCCAGCCCCAGCAGCAGCAAACGAAGCCCCAGCCGCAACAGCAGCAAACGGAGCCCCAGCCACGGCAGCAGCAAGAGAAGCCGCAGCGGCAGCGUAGCAGCAAGCGGCAGCAGGAGCCCCAGCCGCAGCAGCAGCAAACGGAGCCCCAGCAACAGCAGCAGCAAACGAAGCCCCAGCAACAGCAGCAGCAAAAGGAGCCGAAGCCCAAGCGGCAACGUAGCAGCAAGCGGUAGCAGGAGCCCUAGCCGCAGCAGCAGCAAGAGGAGCCCCAGCCGUAGCAGCAGCAAGAGAAGCCCCAGCCGCAGCAGCAGCAGCAGCAAGGGCCGCGAAAGCAGCAGCAGGAGCCGCAGCAACAGCGCAGCAAAUGGCAAGCGAAGUGCCAGCGAGGGCGGCAGCCCCAAAAGAGAAGCAGGCAGCAACAGCACCAGCCGCAGCGGCAGCAACAGCAGCCGCAGAAGCAGAAGCGGCAGCAACCGCAACAGCCGCAGCAGCAGCGGCAGCAGAAGCCGCAGCGGCAGCCCCCAAGCCAACAGCAAGCCGGGCAGCGUGAAGGGCAGCAGCAGGAGCAGCAGCAGCAGCAGCAAGAGAAGCAGCAACAGGGGCCGAAGCAGAGAGAGAAGUGCGAGCGAGAGUCCAGCAGCAGCAGCAGCAGCGAGCAAGAGCCGCAGCAGCAGCCGCAACAGCAAGAGCAGCCGCAGCAGCAGCAGGGCCAGCGAAGGCAGCAGACGCAGCAGCAGCAGAGGCAGCAGAGGCUCCAGCAGGCGCAGCAGCUCCCCAGAAGCGACGGACAGGAAAGCAGCAGCAGCAGCAGCAGCAGCAGGGAAGAAGAGCAGCACGAAGAGUGAGGGCAGUGGAGGACGCGGCAGGGGCCGCAGCAGCAGCAGCCGCCGCCGCAGCAGCAGCAGCCGCCGCCGCAGCAGCAGCAGCAGCCCGGAAUCAAAGAGAGAAAGAAACAAAAAGGGAACUAAAGGAGCAAAAGAAAUAAAAAGAAAUUCCAAAGAAGCAAAAAAGGAUGCAAAUAAAGAAACAGCAAAAGAAGCAAAUAGAGACACAGGAGAAUUCAAAAAAAGAAAAGUCCCCACACCCGGAAAAAGCAAAAGACAGGCUUCCCCAGGGCCUGAUGCUGCUGCUGCUGCUGCUGCUGCUAAGAGCAGCAAGGGCAGCAGCAAGCAAGCAGCGGAAGAGCCGGAGAAGGGCGGCAAGAGACACAAGACCCCCAAAGACGCUCCUGCUGCUGCUGCUGCUGCUGCUGGGGCCAGCAGCAAGCAAGCAGCAGAAGGGCAAGAGAAGCAGCAAACAGCGAAGGAUGAAAAGGGAAGAAGCAGAAAAGAAAAGAGCAGCAAAACAAACGGCAAGGAGGCCUCUAAGGGGGGCGAAGACGCAGCAGCAAAGCAGCAGCAGCAGCAGGAGCAGCAGCAGGAGCCCAAUACCCGAGCGAAGCGCAGCAGGAAGGGACAGGAGCAGCCAGCGGAGAAGAGCAGCAGCAAAGAAAGAGAGACAGCAGCAGAUGCAAAAGAAGACAAAAAGAAAAGAAAAAUAGAGACAAAAGACAAGAAGCAAAAGGAAGCAGCAGCACAUAAAGAAGUAGCAAAAGACACAAAAGAACCAGCAGCAAAACGAAAACGCGCACGUUAA